Messenger RNA from Prosopis cineraria, 2656 nucleotides. RefSeq names its product coronatine-insensitive protein 1-like. The record is from RefSeq and is a predicted model, not a curated record. The transcript is spliced from 3 exons. Lineage: Eukaryota; Viridiplantae; Streptophyta; Magnoliopsida; Fabales; Fabaceae. The coding region runs from base 618 to 2396 and encodes 592 amino acids. Gene Ontology annotation, cellular component: SCF ubiquitin ligase complex. Gene Ontology annotation, biological process: SCF-dependent proteasomal ubiquitin-dependent protein catabolic process.
CUCUCUCUCUCACUAAUCUCCAGUGUUCUCCACUCUGCACCCUCCACCUUCUCCUUUUGUUUGUGUGGUCUGUGAGGCUCUUGCUAUAAGAGACCCCAUUAGGGUCCGAUCCCCAAUCCUCCUUCCUUCUUUCAAACUGUUUCAACUGUCGCCGUCCGAUUUCCCCCCUGCCGGCGCAAUCUCAGCCGUCCUCCCCCCCCUCUCUCUCUCACCAUGCCUUCACUCCACUCACUGGCUCUCUCCUGCUCCUGCUCCUUUCUUCCAUUGGUCGCCUCGCCGAUUUGUUCCCGAUCCUAUUGGCCCGUCUUCCGUGCCCAACUCGCUGCUUGAUUGAUUGCUUUCUACUUUCUCGCUGCUUCCCACUGGCAUCGUUCUGCCUGUGUCUGUACCUCUACUUCAUCGGUUUUGCGGCGCUGAGCUUGCCGUGUGUGCUUCCACUGUUGGUCAAAUCUACUUUUGCUUUAGUACUUCUGGUCUUUGUUUAAUUUUGAAGGUUAUGAACCGAUCUGCAUCGGGGAGUUGAGACAUUAGAGUUCGGGCCUGAAAUUCCGUUUCUUGAGUUCCGAGCUGCCCAAGUUAUUGGCCUUCUGAGGUGUUUUGCUUCGUUUCACUUUUCAAUGGCCAUGGACGAUCGAAACGUGAGGAGAAUGAGCACCGGCUUAACCGAGGUGGUCCUGGAACUUGUUAUGGCUUUUAUUCACGACCCCAAAGAUCGGGAUGCGGUUUCUCAGGUCUGCCGGCAGUGGUACGAGAUUGACUGCUUGACGCGAAAGCAUGUGACGAUUGCUCUCUGCUACACGUCCACCCCGGACCGUCUCCGCCGGAGAUUUCCGCACCUGGAGUCGCUGAAGCUGAAAGGGAAGCCGAGGGCGGCCAUGUUCAAUUUGAUUCCGGAGGAUUGGGGAGGAUAUGUGGAGCCUUGGGUAAAAGAGAUUGCUAAAUAUUUUGAUUGUUUGAAGUCGCUUCAUUUCCGUCGCAUGAUUGUGCGGGAUUCCGAUCUUGAGCUUCUUGCGCGGUCACGGGGACACGUUCUUCAAGCUCUUAAACUCGACAAGUGCUCUGGUUUUACAACGGAUGGCCUUUACCAUAUUGCCCGAUCUUGCAGGAAUUUAAGAGUCCUGUUUUUGGAGGAGAGCCAAAUUGUUGAGAAUGAUGGCGAAUGGCUGCAUGAACUUGCUUUGAAUAAUACUGUUCUUGAGGCUCUAAAUUUUUACUUGACAGAUCUUAUCAAUAUCAGAAUUCAGGACCUUGAACUGAUAGCAAAUAACUGUCGCAACUUAGUUUCCGUGAAAAUUACUGAUAUUGAGAUCCUGAAGCUUGUAAACUUCUUUCGUUCUGCAUCUGCACUAGAAGAAUUUUGUGGAGGCUCCUAUAAUGAGCAGCCGGAGAAGUACGCUGCUGUACCAUUUCCCGCAAAGUUAUGUCGAUUGGGUUUAACGUAUAUUGGAAAGAAUGAACUUCCAAUAGUUUUCCCUUUUGCAUCCGUUCUGAAAAAAUUGGAUCUCCUAUAUUCGAUGCUGGAUACAGAGGAUCAUUGUGCGUUAAUCCAUAAAUGCCCCAACUUGGAAGUCCUCGAGUCAAGGAAUGUAAUUGGUGAUAGAGGACUCGAAGUUCUUGCGCAAAGCUGCAAGAAGCUCAAGAGACUCAGGAUUGAGCGAGGAGAUGAUGAGCAAGGGAUGGAGGAUGAAGAAGGUGUUGUUUCUCAGAGAGGGUUAAUUGCUCUGUCACAGGGCUGUCCAGAACUUGAAUAUUUGGCUGUUUAUGUAUCCGACAUUACAAAUGCAUCCCUGGAACACAUUGGUACUCACAUGAAAAACCUUACUGAUUUUCGCCUUGUCUUGCUAGACCGUGAGGCAACCAUAACUGAUUUACCUCUUGACAAUGGGGUGAGGGCUUUAUUAAGGGGUUGUGAUAAGCUGAGAAGAUUUGCUCUGUAUCUUCGCUCCGGGGGCUUGACUGAUGCCGGCCUUGCCUAUAUUGGGCAAUACAGCCAAAAUGUGAGAUGGAUGCUUCUGGGUUAUGUAGGGGAAUCUGAUGCAGGGCUUCUGGAGUUUUCAAGGGGCUGCCCUAGCCUUCAAAAACUUGAAAUGAGAGGCUGUUCUUUCAGUGAGCAUGCAUUAGCUGUUGUGGCCACACAACUGACUUCUUUAAGGUAUCUAUGGGUGCAAGGGUAUAGACAAUCUGCAUCUGGGCGUGAUCUUUUUGUAAUGGCAAGACCCUUCUGGAAUAUCGAGUUGAUUCCUUCUAGAAGAGUUCUUGUUACUUAUCCAAGUGGGGAAUCUGUAGUGGCUGAGCAUCCGGCGCAUAUUCUUGCAUACUACUCUCUUGCAGGACCAAGAUCAGAUUUUCCAGAUACCGUUGUUCCUUUGGAUCCAACCGCAUAUGUUGAAAUUUAGAGUUGUACAUACCAACUUUUUCCUCCCUUUUCCACGUCCUUUUUUCCACUUGAAAUCUUGUCUGCAAGUAUCUGCUGUCUUUUUUUAGCUAGAGGGUUUCAUUUUCCGCCGUUAUUUCCAGACAUUAUCAGUCUUGUAAUAAGCUUGUGUUCUUUCUCUCUUUUGAUCCGGAAACGCUUCCACUGCCUUGUGCAUGUAGUUUUCUUCAGUGAAAGAUGCUCAAUUUUGUGAAUAAGAAAAAUAAGGCGUGCUUUUGUUCA